AUGAAAGUUGCACAAUUUCCAACUUCUCAUAUUAUUUCAAAUCCGACCACAAUUGAAGCCGAAACUUGCUUAUGUCAAGUUUGUGGUGAUAAAGCACACGGUGUACAUUUUGGUGUGAUGGCUUGUCGAGCAUGUGCUGCUUUUUAUCGACGAUUUAUUGUAUUGAAUUUAGAAUAUGAAUGUUUGAAUGAUCCAAGAAAAUGUAUUGUGGAUAACACAAGAAGAAGUUCGUGUAGACAUUGUCGAUUCCAAAAAUGUUUGAAAGCUGGAAUGACUACUGACAGUAAGUUAAAUUGAUGUGUUCCCUUUACAAACUAUUAUUUUUUCAGAUGUCCAAUUUAAUCGAGAUGUUUAUUCACAUGGAAGUGAACGUCGUCGAUCAAAAAAUAAUAAAAUGAAAUCACCAUCAAAAAUUGAGGAAAAUGCAAUUUAUCCUUCGACAAGUGUGAUUGCUCUACAAGAAAAAUUAUAUCGUUCCAGUAUUUUUGAAGAAUGUAAAAAUAUAAGUAUCAGAAGUGAAUGUGAAAGAAUAUUUCGAAGUAAUUAUCCAAAUAUUAAUGAAGAUUUCGGAAAUUUAAACAAUUUGCAAAAGGUUGCAUUUGGUCUUGAAAAACUGCGAGCUGGUCAAGAUUUAGAAGAUAUUAAAUUUGAUAAUCGAUUAAGUUAUGAUACUUUGGUACCACAUUGGACGAAUGUUUCAAAACAAAUCGCUGAACUUGUGAUGCAUUCAUGGCUUUUUCGAAAUAUUAAUUCGACUGAACAAUUGAAAGUUUUCAAAUAUGUUUGGAAAACACUUUAUCGUCUUGAAAGAUUGCAAAUGACUGUUCAGGUUUUCGGUGAAAAAUGUGUCGAUGAAAGAGUAAGUUUUUUCCAAAAAAGAGUUAGAGAAUUAUCUUGUUGAUUUACAGAAACUGAUAAUUGAUUCUAAAAGAGCAAUUCAACUUGAUGCUUUAUUUUUGGAUAUUGAAGGAGUAUCUAAAGAGAAGAGAAGAUUCACUCUAAAUGAAUAUAAAAAGUAUGCGGAUCGUUUGAUAACUGAAGUUGCAAAACCGUUAUGUAAACUAAAAUUAUCAACAAUUGAAGUUGCUUUUAUGUUAUGUAUGGUUUGUCAAUAUAACGAACAACAUUAUUUUGAAAACAGUGUUGUACCAGUUGCGGAUGCUUUUCAAAAUGAUAUUUCAAAUAAUCUUCAUGAUUAUUAUACGAGUAUUGGAAUCACAAAUUAUGGUUCAAGAAUUCAACAAAUUAUUAAAUGUGUCACAGCAAUGAAAAAAAUACAUAAUGAUGAUUUCAUUGGAAAUCUAAUCGAACCUCCGAUUCUUGAUCAUAAAUCUACACAACAAUAA
Molecule: messenger RNA, 1346 nt
Organism: Caenorhabditis angaria
Lineage: Eukaryota; Metazoa; Nematoda; Chromadorea; Rhabditida; Rhabditidae
Source: the annotation of a GenBank genome assembly